Lytechinus variegatus (green sea urchin) is the source of this 2823-nucleotide messenger RNA. RefSeq lists its product as uncharacterized. Lineage: Eukaryota; Metazoa; Echinodermata; Echinoidea; Temnopleuroida; Toxopneustidae. The transcript is spliced from 11 exons. The record is from RefSeq and is a predicted model, not a curated record. Gene Ontology annotation, molecular function: signaling adaptor activity. The coding region runs from base 46 to 1644 and encodes 532 amino acids.
UUACCUUUUUUUAUACUUUAUCUGCAGGGCUAUGAGAAGAGAUGGAUGGUGUUGUUAGGAAAUGAGAUUCAUAUUUAUACAACAAAAAUUCCUCAGAGAGAACAAGGUUCUUCAAAGCCCAUUCAACAUUACCCUCUUCAUCCAAGCAUUUCAAUUACUGUGGAUAAUGAUUUCAAGAUGCAUAUUAAAUGUGAACUUUGGACCAUCAGAGCACAGGCUACAUCUAAUGAAGAGAGGGAGAACUGGAGGAUACGAAUUCUUACAAUUGCAAGGGGAGAGAGUCCUGAUCAGGGUAGGUUAUUACCAGGUCAACAGGAAUUGCUUGCUGACAUCCUUCAGAAAGAAUCAGUGCGUAAAAUGAACCAUGGUAAACCAGUAGGAACCAGGAGAGGUAGUCUUCCAGGAUUGCACUUCUCAGGUCAGGCUACACCAGGAAGAAGACGAGGAAAUUCAUUUACUGAUGGCCAACACCAGUAUACAGAUAAUGCAUAUUACAAGUUUUUACCAGAUGAUAUAGCCUUUAGUCAGGUGCUUCCACCAGUAUGGUUCCUAGGGAAGAUCUCAAGAUCCAAAGCAGAAGAGAUCCUCCACCAGUCAACAUCUAAUGGUGAUCUUCUCUUGAGAGAGAGUGAGGCUCACCCAGGGCAGUAUACACUCUCUGUAAGACAGGAUACUGAUAAUAAGAGCCUCAUUAGACACUAUAUGUUUAAGAAAAACCCUUUUGGGUUCACCCUACUGAUUGAAGAUAAGCCUCCAGUGCUAGGUUCAAUGUACGAGCUGAUGUGGUUUUUUAUCCAAGAGAGUGGAGGACAUUUAUUACCCAUACAAAAGAAUCCCAAUCUACCAUCUACAAUUUAUGACUUCAGUGUACCGACUCCACAAUUCAAAGAUCCAGCGAAUGGAGAGACAUCAAGGCAGAGCACUAAAGGACUGAUGCGCAAGUCACACAGUCUAGAUGAUCACAUGACUCAUCAUGUGACUACCCCAGAUCAAGAACCAGAAAGUGAUUACUUGGUCCCAGAUAAUAUCAGUCAAAGAGGUCGGCCGAUGUCGACAACUAGGCCUUCUUUAACAAGUCUGACUGAAUCCUUUGACGAACCAGAUGAUACAUAUUCACCUGCUGAUGAUGAUCUUCCACAAAGAGAUGCUCCUAGGCCACCAUCAUCAGCUGGUCAGCAUCACCUCCACCCUCCACCUCCAUCACCCCACCGGUCUGAGAUACCUCUCCCCUCACUCCCUGGGGGUAGCAGUAAUCUUACAACCGGUUACGUGAAGAUGAAAAGCUUCCAUUCUUCCCCAACUCUCCAAGGAACAAGGCAUGAUGAUGUUGGGUAUAUCAAUAUGAAGAAGCAAUCUAGUUUGGAUGAUGGAAGUAGACCUGAUAGUAGUCAUGGAGAUAGUGCGAGGGGUUCUGGUAAGAGUGUGACCCCGCCUCCUCUUCCCCGCAAGUCCCGUAGUCACCAUGGUUACUGUACCCACUUAAAGUCUGUACCAGAAGAGCUUGCCGAGAGUGGAUUUACAUCACCUGUAGUACAGCAUUUGAAGUCUCCUUUGAGAUCAACCAAUUCCUGCCCUCCUAACAAUAUGGGAGAACUUCAGAAAGCUUUUAAGAGAUUUGGACUCAAAGAGGAAUCCAACUCAUGAAGAGAUACUAUCCAUCUCUAGGGAUGAUAUCUGAUAUUGAAACAGGAUAUAAUGACUUAUAUUCCUUUUGGAGAAUGAUGGGAAUGGUGUACAAUCAAUUCAUGGAGUGGAAACAAGAUGGCAUUUGCUGCAAAGGUUGGAUAGAUUUUUUAACUGAGUGGAAGUGAAUUGUAUGAAUUUUUUGUGAUGACACAUUUCUUCUGGAGAAAUUUCCAUUGAUGGAAACAGAUUUACAUGCCUGUUUGCCUGUCACUACUUCUUAUUUCAGGUUAUUCAUGACAUAAGUUGUUACUUUGUAAGGUGCACACAUACACGUAAUGCAUACAUAUUGUGUGCUAAGAUUUGAUUAGCUGGGAGUACAUGCAACGUACAUUGUGUUGCUUUAAAAACUGAUUCUUAAUGGAUUUGGCAAAUAUUGCCCACUGAAGAAAUAAUCAAUGAAUGUAAAAUAUGGAAAAUGAUUGCCAUAGAAAAACACCUCGGAUAGGAAUAGGAAAUAAUAAUUAGUAUUGUCAUUAAUUCCCUAUUCCUGGCAUAUAAUGGAGACUUAGCUUUUGGAUUGAAUGCGUCAUGUGCAGAUCCUUCAUACAAACUUGAACUGCUGAGCUAUGUCUGUUUGGAGUUUUUAAGAUAUUUCCUUUUACUUUGUAGUGAAGCAAGACAUCCAGUAGAACAACCAAUGUAAAAGAGAAUCAAGGUCUUGGUCUACUAUGCAAAUAUCUCCAUUCACCAGCUUCUUUAAGAAGUAAGACCAAUAGGUCAAGCCACUCUAUCUGGUUCUGGUAACAGAUCUUGCCUUUAAAUGUCUAUUAUGUGCCUUAAUAUUUUAAUCAUUUUUUUUAUAUAACAUGAAAUAUGAACUCAUUGUAUAAAUUUAGUAAUUUGCAAUAAUGUUUAUAUGAAGGUAGAUUGUAUUCAAUGAUAUAUGUAUAUGAAAUGAAAGAGGUUUUUAAAAUGUUAUUUGUAGACAGAUCUUGUGUAAAUACAAAAAAAAAUAUUACUGAUCAAGGAAUUCCAUUCUAAUUCUGGUUUACACCUCAAUGAUGGCAUUCUUUUGUUUUCUUUUGAGGUUAUUUUAUCAUAUUGCCUGAUGGAAAAAUUAUUGGUUUCUCAGCAAAAUAUUUUAGUUAUUGAUCAUUCACGUGUUACAAGCAAUUUUACUCUACACUACUGUUUAUU